CCAGUUAUGGAUUUGUUUUGCUAAUUUUAGAUAGAGCCGCUCCUUCCCGCUUUCGCUUCGUGAUUUCAUAAUCGAAUGCCACUGAAUUAAAGAGUACUACUAAAACAGUCAGCAAAGCGGAGCUAAAGCUUCAACAAUAUAGGGAGGUGAGAGCAAUGGCUCUCUCAGUCUGGAUGCCCGCAUCAAUAUCAAUCUCAGCACCACCCACGUGGUAUGUUAAAUGCAGCGGAGCUAAAGCUUCAACAGCAGACUCCAUUAUCCCAUCAUCACUCUUAAAUUCCCUGAAGACCCUCAAAUUCCCUCGUUUCUGGCCUUGGCAAAAGGUAAAGAUUGGUCCUCUGACAGUGUCACCCAUGGGGUUUGGGACUUGGGCAUGGGGGAACCAGCUUCUGUGGGGUUAUCAGGAAUCAAUGGACUCUCAGCUUCAGGACACUUUCAAUCUUGCCCUGGAGAAUGGGAUUAAUUUCUUUGAUACUGCUGAUUCUUAUGGAACUGGGAAGUUGAAUGGACAAAGCGAGAGACUUCUUGGCAAAUUCAUCCGCGAGUUUCAAGGAAGAAAGGCAUUCCAAGAUGAUAUUGUCAUUGCAACAAAGUUUGCUGCAUAUCCAUGGCGUCUAACACCUGGACAAUUUGUCAACGCUUGCAAGUCUUCUCUGCAUCGGAUGCAAAUUGAACAAAUAGGAAUUGGACAGCUGCACUGGUCAACUGCCAAUUAUGCUCCUCUUCAAGAGCGAGCUCUUUGGGAUGGUUUGGUUGCAAUGCAUGAGAAGGGUUUAGUUCGGGCAGUUGGUGUGAGCAAUUAUGGGCCAAAACAACUUCUGAAAAUACAUGAUUACCUUAAAGCCAGGGGAGUUCCUUUAUGCUCUGCACAGGUUCAGUUUUCACUGCUUAGCAUGGGAAGGGACCAAAUGGAGAUCAAGAAGUUAUGUGAUUCUUUGGGUAUUAGAUUGAUUUCGUAUAGUCCUUUGGGGCUUGGGAUGCUAACCGGGAAAUACAGCCCUUCUAAUCUUCCUCAGGGACCUAGGGGCCUACUAUUUAGACAAAUCCUGCCCGGAUUGGAGCCCUUACUAAGUUCAUUAAAAGAAAUUGCCGAGAAAAGACGGAAAACUAUGUCACAGGUUGCUAUAAACUGGUGCAUCUGCAAAGGAACAAUUCCAAUUCCGGGAGUCAAGUCAGUCAAACAGGCCGAGGAGAAUUUAGGUGCCCUUGGUUGGCAACUCUCUGCAGACGAGUUAUCUCAAUUAGAAUAUGGUGCCCUUGAAUCUCCCAGCAAAAUGAUUCAAAACAUUUUUCAGACCAGCUAAGUAACUGUCGCGAAUGAUUAUGCGAUAUGUCGAAUUUCAGGCUACGAUCUUGCUACUCUUGUUAUGUGCCUCGAGUCCCCAUUGGCCCGAUCUUUCCCUCCUGAUCGUGUUUUUCCGUAUUCUGUUUCCUUGGGCUGUUUAUUUUUAUUUUUAUUUUUGCCUUUCGACCUCUCAUUUGCUUCCUUGCAAGGGGGUGAACAUUUUGAGUUCUGAAAGCAGGGACACUCUUUCUAAGAAUCCAGUACCGAUCCCUCGACGGCUAGUGAUAAGCAAAUUGGGCUUUGUAUGCUAAAUCUUCAGUUGCCGUCCAGUGUAAUACAAGUACGUUGCUGUAGAAUAUCCCAUUUGUUAUUUGAAAUGUAUAAUUGUGGGGUGAA
This is a messenger RNA of Coffea eugenioides, 1681 nucleotides long. RefSeq names its product pyridoxal reductase, chloroplastic-like. The transcript is spliced from 9 exons. Gene Ontology annotation, cellular component: cytoplasm. The record is from RefSeq and is a predicted model, not a curated record. Bases 156 to 1304 code for a protein of 382 amino acids. NCBI's taxonomy places the organism in Eukaryota, Viridiplantae, Streptophyta, Magnoliopsida, Gentianales, Rubiaceae.